AUGAAUGAAGCUAUAAAAGUCAUUGACUUAAUUCUUUAUCAAAUGCUAUAUUAUCAGUUCCAGCCUUUGGGAUCAUACAGCGUCAGCAAAACGACGCUGAUUGGCUUAACUAAAGCCAUUGCAAACGAAAUUGUUCACGACAACAUUAGGGUUAACUGCAUCGCACCUGGAUUAGUGGCUACGAAGUUUGCUUCUGUGAUAACCUCAUCUGAUAUAGGAAAAGAGAAAAGCCUAUCAAUAGUGCCUAUGAAACGAUUUGGAAAGCCAUCUGAAAUAGCCGGCGCAGUCGCUUUCUUAGUAUCUGACGACGCAAGCUACAUGACCGGCGAGACUCUGGUUGUUGCUGGUGGAACGCAUGCUCGCCUU
Messenger RNA from Brenthis ino (lesser marbled fritillary), 366 nucleotides. Lineage: Eukaryota; Metazoa; Arthropoda; Insecta; Lepidoptera; Nymphalidae. The record is from the annotation of a GenBank genome assembly.